Telopea speciosissima is the source of this 3091-nucleotide messenger RNA. Its product is annotated as putative leucine-rich repeat receptor-like serine/threonine-protein kinase At2g24130. Gene Ontology annotation, biological process: protein phosphorylation. The record is from RefSeq and is a predicted model, not a curated record. NCBI's taxonomy places the organism in Eukaryota, Viridiplantae, Streptophyta, Magnoliopsida, Proteales, Proteaceae. Gene Ontology annotation, molecular function: protein kinase activity; ATP binding; protein binding. The coding region runs from base 4 to 3060 and encodes 1018 amino acids. The transcript has 2 exons.
AAGAUGUUUUUCUACAGAUUAGUGAAGUUUAUAUUUUUCUGUUUAGUUCUUCUGUUUCUUGUUGUCAUGGGACAAGAAAAUGGUGGUUAUAUUUUGAGAGAUCGAGCUUCGCUUCUAUCUUUCAUGUCUGGUAUCGAUUCCGAUCCUGAAAACUCACUUGAGAAUUGGAAAUCAUCAUCAAGUUUACAUGUUUGUAAUUGGACAGGAGUUGGAUGUAAUCCUGCAAGAGAUCGUGUGAUUCUACUUGACCUCACUGGUAGAUCACUUGGUGGCAUAAUUUAUCCUGUUCUUGCAAAUUUGACAUUCUUAGCUGUUCUGGACUUGACUUGCAACAACUUCAGAGGCAAGAUUCCAUCUGAGAUUGGUUCUCUUUCCCAGUUAAAAGAGCUUAGCUUCCAAUCAAAUCUUCUUGAAGGAGAGAUUCCUGUGGAAUUGGGUGAUCUCCAUCAACUACUUUAUCUGAAUUUGGGAAGUAAUCAACUUGUGGGUAAGAUUCCAUCGUCACUCUUUUGUAAUGGGUCUUCUUUGUUGCAGUACAUGGAUCUUUCUAACAAUUCUCUUGGUGGUGAAAUCCCUUAUUUGUGGAAUCAGCACUGUCAUUUGAAAGAACUAAAAUAUCUGGAAUUGUGGUCGAAUCAGCUUGUGGGUCAGAUUCCUAGGGCUCUUGCAAACUCCACAAAGCUCGAAUGGCUUGAUCUUGAGUAUAAUUCGCUAAGUGGGGAUUUGCCAUCUGAUAUAGUUGAUAAAAUGCCACUGUUGAAGUUCCUCUAUUUGUCCUACAAUAACUUCACUAGUCACAAUGGUAAUACUAAUCCCAGACCCUUGUUUGCUUCUCUUAUUAACUGUUCUAACCUUCAAGAACUUGAAUUAGCUGGAAAUAAUCUCCGUGGAGAGUUGCCUUCUAUUAUCGGCAAUCUCUCCACCAGUCUUGUACAAAUUCAUCUUGAGGACAAUCUUUUCUAUGGCUCAAUUCCUCCAAGCAUUUCAAAUCUUGUCAACCUAACACUCUUAAACUUGUCCAGCAAUCUUUUGAAUGGAUCCAUUCCGCCGAAUUUACGUCGUAUGAGAAGACUAGAGAGGGUUUAUUUAUCGAACAAUUCCCUUUCUGGUCAGAUCCCUUCGACAUUCGGCAACAUCACCCACUUGGGUCUUCUAGAUUUGUCCAAAAACAAGCUUUCAGGUUCCAUUCCUGAUAGUUUUUCAAAUCUCUCUCAGUUAAGGAGACUUUUGCUGUAUGAAAAUCAUCUUUCAGGAGCAAUACCACCAAGUCUAGGGAAAUGCAUUAACUUAGAGAUCUUGGACCUUUCUCAUAACAAAAUGUCUGGGAUUAUUCCUAGUGAAGUUGCAGGACUUACAAGCUUGAAGUUGUAUUUGAAUCUAUCAAAUAAUGCCUUUGAAGGUCCUCUGCCAUUAGAGCUGAGCAAAAUGGAAAUGGUUCUAGCUAUGGACCUCUCAUCCAAUAAACUCUCUGGCAUUAUUCCACCCCAAAUUGGGAGCUGCAUUGCAUUGGAGUACCUCAACCUGUCCAGUAAUAGCUUUGAGGGCCUUUUUCCAGCCCCAGUUGGUAAAUUGCCUUAUCUUAAAGUGCUUGAUGUAUCUUACAACCAUUUGGUGGGAGAAAUACCACAAUCACUACAGGCUUCUUCAACUCUCAAGACACUCAACUUCUCUUUCAACAACUUAUCUGGGGCUAUACCAAACCAGGGCAUAUUUGCGUCGUUAACAAUGGACUCUUUCAGAGGAAACUCCGGUCUCUGUGGGUCUAUCUCUGGAAUGAAACCCUGCCGGAAGAAACGAAGAAACCACUCCCUGAUCUGGUCAAUUCUCCUUGCAGUAUUCGCCACUCCCAUGGUAUGCUUCAUUUUAUACCCAUUAGUGCUCAGGUCUAGAAACAGCAGGAGACAGUUGGAAAGCUUUGAUCUUCAGGGCAAGGAGGAGUUCGAUCAUGACAUUGAUCAGCAAGACUUUAGUAAAGAAAAGGAGACAAAGACGUACCCAAGAAUCUCCUUCCGGCAGCUGAAAGAAGCAACAGAUGGGUUCAAUCCCUCAUGCUUAAUUGGGUCAGGUCGAUUCGGACAUGUCUACAGAGGAGUCCUCAGAGACAACACAAAAUUUGCUGUAAAAGUGUUGGAUUCAAAGAUGGGUGGAGGAGAGAUGUCAAGGAGCUUCAAAAGAGAAUGUCAGGUAUUAAAGAGGACUAGACACAGAAACCUGAUAAGGAUCAUAACAACAUGCAGUAGGCCUGAUUUUAAGGCACUUGUUCUUCCAUUAAUGUCAAAUGGGAGUCUAGAGAAGCAUUUAUAUCCCCCAAGUAGCCAGAAAACAGAUCACCACCAUGUUCUGAACUUGCUUGAAUUGGUAAGCAUCUGUAGUGAUGUGGCUGAAGGAGUUGCAUACUUGCACCACCAUUCUCCUGUCAAGGUUGUACACUGUGAUUUGAAGCCAAGCAAUAUACUUCUUGAUGAUGAUAUGACAGCUUUGGUAACUGAUUUUGGGAUUGCAAGAUUGGUGAAAGGUGGUGGUGUUGAUGAUGAUCUUGAGUCUCCUGCUGCAGUUAUGGAUUCAGCUUCCAUCUCUUCUACCGCGGGUUUAUUAUGCGGUUCAGUUGGUUAUAUUGCUCCUGAAUAUGGAUUGGGGAAGCAUGCUUCAACACAGGGAGAUGUUUAUAGUUUUGGGGUUCUACUACUAGAGAUUGUAACAGGGAAAAGACCCACAGAUGUGCUUUUCCAUGAGGGUUCAAGCUUACAUGAAUGGGUUAAGAGUCAGUACCCAGAUAAGCUCAAACUGGAGCUCAUGGUAGAAAAAGCACUGCUAAGAUUGGCGCCGCCGCCGGCAUCAUCUACAGCUGAUACUACUACUGAAUCAUAUAAUUCUGGUGGCAGCAAAAAGAUGAUAAUAUGGAGUGAAGUGAUCUUAGAGUUGAUUGAGCUUGGUUUAAUGUGUACACAGUACUCUCCUUCUUCAAGACCAUCCAUGAUUGAUGUAGCCCACGAAAUGGGUAGGCUGAAACAGUAUAUCUCCAACCCUUCUUCCCCCCUAAACAUUGAAGAAGUAUUUUAAUUACACUUGGAUCUUUCUUAAUCACACAAAU